GGGAAAGUGGUUGUAAAGGACACUUCGGAUUUUAUGAAUGGGAUGACGUAGUCCUAUUGUAACCAAUCAAAUUAUUAUCAGUUUUGUGAUUGACAGCUAGCUGAUUUUAUUUUGUAGAUAUAAAACGUAUCGUUAACUCUAAACGUAUCUGAUAUAUUGAACAUUUAUAUAAUCGAAGAUGCGAAUAGAUGUGUGCUUAGAUUUAAAAGGAACCAAUAGAUGCUUUGGACACACCCACUUGGCAUUUGAUGUUAUUACAACUCAUUGGAACUAACCAAACCCUCGAAGAGUCAGUUUUCCUUUAAUUCUUAUUCAUAGAGGUAUAGAUGUUAUAAAUUAACAAUAAACCUAAGAGGAGAUUAAUUGUAUAAAUAUGCCUGAUGCCAAAACGUAUCAUCAUUUCGAUGAAAGUUUCUGUGUAAAAGGAAUAUUGCAAACUUAUAGAAGAGGUCAGUAUUUUACUUACGUUCCAUCGGACAAUACUUCGAGAUAUGAAAAACUUAUUCGAUUUGAACAAAUUGACAAAGAGUGGUUUUAUUCUUAUAACAGUGAUAGGUAACUUGUGUGCUUUAAGCUUUGCUGCUCCUGCCUCAGAGGAUAGUUAUGGAGAUGAAAACAGUGAUACAAUGAAUGAGAAGAUUGAAAGUAUUAAAGCGAAAAUUUUGGAAGGAUUAGGAUACGCGAGACCACCAGUAUUAAACAACAUCACGAGAAACAUCGAGGAGAAACGGAGAAUGAUUAAGGAGUAUCGAAAGUAUAUGGAGGAUAGGGAGGUGGAAUCUGGCAAGAGGUUUUCUGGUGAGGAUAUGGGCGACGAUGACGACGAAGGGACAUCACUUGUCUCUAACCAUCUGCAUACUUUCAAAAAUACGGGAGCUGCACCACCGAAUGUGGAUACAACUGAUUGGCGAGUGACGAAAGCCAUCCGGCUCUAUUUUGAUGGCGACUUAGAGCAUCCGAAAGAUGAUUUCAACAAAGAACUGGUUGUUAACUCCGCUAAACUUAGAGUGAACGUUAAAAAGGUUAAACCAGACAAUUUAAAAGACCAGUUCUCCGUUGACAAGGUGUUACGCAUUAAUGCCUAUCAAAUCCUUACGAUACAAAAUUCCACAAACUACAAAAGAACUUUGAUAGAUUCUAAAUUAGUGUCCCUGACUGAUACAGGAGUCCAAAGUUUUGAGAUAACAAAAGCUGUUCAAAGCUGGAUAAAUGACAACAAAACUAAUUUAGGGAUAGAGCUUGCAGCCGAGGCUCAAGAUAUAAAUGAGUUAGUUGAACUAGAAAUGCCGCUUGAAAGCAAAACUAAGCAGCUUGCGUCUGGUGAGGUUCACACGAAUUCCCCAACAUUAGACGUGUAUGCUCAACUUAAAGAUAUCUUAAAACGGGUAAAACGUAGAUCUAGACGACACGGCGAAUGCCGAAGAAAACAAGGGAAGAGGAUAUGUUGUAGAAAUCCAAUUAGGAUUUCGUUUGCAGACAUCGGAUGGGAUGACUGGAUUAUUGCACCUCAUGAAUACAAAGGGUAUUACUGUGCGGGGGAUUGCCCCUAUGGCCACAAGAUGGCGAACACAUUCGCUGUGAUAAAGGAAUUGCUGCAUAUGAAAAAUCCAAACAAGGUACCCUCCCCUUGCUGUGUUGCUACUAAACUCAGUCCUUUCACGAUUCUGCAUUAUGAUUCCGAAGGAAAGUACCAAUUCAGUGACUAUCCCGACCUUGUGGUCGACCAAUGUAAAUGUGGCUAAACUCUUAAAGGUCGUAUUAUCACAGAGUAAAGUGGUGUGGUUGACCUGGGACAUGCUGAACAGUAUUCUUUAACAAAAAUAUGUUAAUAUUUAACAACAAAUCAUGCUUAAAUAUGUUUAUAUUUUCUCGUUCAAAGUAAAAGCCAUUAGUGUUUAUAAAAUGUUUUGUUCAAUCGUAAAAUCUACAUCAGCCAGUUGUAUUGAUUGUCCAAGUGUUAUUUUUUGGCCUUUGGCCAGUUUACAUUUUUAAAUGAUUUGAUUGGUAAUAUAAAUUAUUGGAUAACUAUUGGCUAUUCAGUUAACAUUAUGGCUUACUUUGACCAAACCAACGAGUUAUGGAGUUUUAUACCAUUGACUGCAGAUGGUCAGUGUAUCAAUCAUUCGUAUGUUGAUGACAAAAAGACUUUUAAAUAUGAGGAAUGAAAUGGACAAUAGAAUGACUGUGAAAAUGACAAGGAACCAACGUCAAAAAGUCACGUCUGUCACCUUUUAUAAAGAAGCAAACAUGAGCAUGAUAUCACAACGUGAGAAAUUCCAUCAUUUAUGUAUGUAUACGUAAGUUGAUUUAUAAUGCCAACUAGUAAUAAUUAUAAUGAUCAGUCUGCAGUCAAAUGUCAAAUAGUAUAGGUAUUAAAUACCACGUCGCAUUAACCUUUCGUGCAAUAUGAGAUGGCGAAUACAGGUUCGGCUGCUCCUAUCGCAAAUUAUGAUAUUCCUUACGUCAGCUGAACCUAAAGGACUGAACUUCUCUUGGCCAGUCGACUAUAAUCAUAAUGAUAAAAAUAUGAAGGGGCCAUGGCAAGAACUGUUAAGAAAUCUAAAUAUUUUGUCAUUUGAUUAAACAAAUAAGAGAUACAGUUCUCAAUUAGACAAAAUUUAAAUGAUAAAUCACAUAACCUGUAGAAGGGCGGUGCUUUAAUUGUUUAAAUAUGCCCUUUUCGGUGUGUAAGUGACAUAUGAACAUAACAUUACUGAUGCCAUUCGUCUAUUUUUUUGACAAAAGCCAGAUCUAGAUUAGCUAAUGAGGACAAGUAGAUCAUUUUUACUGAUUUAUGUAUUUUUACCUAUUCACUAGUUGAAUAAUUGAAAGCAUGAUGUUGUAAGUCAUUGUCAAAAUUAUGUCGAUCAGUAAAUUGCUGAAAACAAUACACCUAAACAUGGUUUUAUACUAUAAUUUGUGAUUCUGUUUGUGUCAGGACCACGGUGAACGAUUGUUACAAGAAAUGAUAUCACUGUAUUUAAAAAGAACAUUGUACUGUUGUUGUAAAUAUCGUAUUAUGAUUUAUUGUUAUUUAAGUCACUGACAAACCUGUUAUAUGUGCAA
Mya arenaria is the source of this 3066-nucleotide messenger RNA. RefSeq names its product bone morphogenetic protein 2-like. Gene Ontology annotation, cellular component: extracellular region. Gene Ontology annotation, molecular function: growth factor activity; cytokine activity. The coding region runs from base 492 to 1742 and encodes 416 amino acids. Gene Ontology annotation, biological process: BMP signaling pathway; SMAD protein signal transduction. NCBI's taxonomy places the organism in Eukaryota, Metazoa, Mollusca, Bivalvia, Myida, Myidae. The transcript has 2 exons. The record is from RefSeq and is a predicted model, not a curated record.